This is a messenger RNA of Capsicum annuum, 990 nucleotides long. RefSeq lists its product as uncharacterized. Gene Ontology annotation, cellular component: nucleus. Gene Ontology annotation, biological process: chromatin remodeling. Bases 1 to 990 code for a protein of 329 amino acids. The transcript is spliced from 4 exons. NCBI's taxonomy places the organism in Eukaryota, Viridiplantae, Streptophyta, Magnoliopsida, Solanales, Solanaceae. The record is from RefSeq and is a predicted model, not a curated record.
AUGGGCUUGGAAGAGGAGGUGAAGGUGAGUUUUUGGGAAGAUUUGGAUGAGGUGGUGAGAAGCAUGCCUAGCGCGGAGAAGAUCAUCAUAGCAGGGGACUUCAAUGGGAACAUUGGGGUCCUACCUAGAGUCUAUGACGAUGUGCAUGGUGGUUUUAGCUUCGGUGUUAGAAAUGGCAAAGGAGCAGCCCUAUUGGAUUUUGCGAGGGCCUUUGAGCUAGUGGUUGUGAACUUGAGUUUCCCAAAGAAGGAGGAUCACUUGAUUACCUUCCGAAGUGCAAAAGUCAAGACUUAUAUUGACUUUCUACUGCUUAGUAAGGGGGAUAGGAUUCUAUGUAAGUACUGUAAGGUCAUUUCGAGCGAUCACCUCUCAACCCAGCAUAGGCUGUUAGUGAUGGACUUAUGUAUCAAAAAGAGAAAGAAGAUUUGUGUUGGGGAAGGUCGGUCUAGAAUUAAGUGGGGUAGCUUGACACCAGAAAGUGCACUGGAGAUAGGGGAAAAGGUGGCGGGUCAGCAUAAGAGGGACUGGUGGUGGAAUGAAGAAGUGAAAAAAAAAAGUGAGAUCAAGAAGGGGGCAUAUAUUAAGCUGAUUGAGAGUAAAGAUGAAGAAGAGAAGCCGGUGAAUAGGGAGGUGUACAAGGUAGAAAGGAGGGAGGCUAAGUUGGCAGUUACGACUGCCAAGUCAGCAGCGUUUGAGCAUUUGUAUACUAGGUUAGAGGAGAAAGAAGAGGAUAAAAGGUUGUAUAGGCUUCCAAAAGUUAGAGGGUGGAAGGAUCGUGACCUAGAUCAAGAAGGGGACAAAAACAUUAAGCUAGGAGAGCUGGAGCAUUUGAAAAAGAGCCAUGAUUUCAGCUACUGCAGGUAUUUUAAGGUAGAGGAAUUCAAAGAGGCUAUUCGUAAGAUGCGGGGGGGUAGGGCAACGGGGCCGGACAAAAUUCUGGUGGAUUUUUGGAAAUAUGCAGAUGGGGCAGGGCUCAGAGACUCCGGCUAA